UGUGUGUGUGUGUCUCCUCAUUUAGCAGACACGCUACUGGGACUCAGUAAUUUUCAUUUGAUCUGGACCAGGACUUUUCUCCAGACAUGACUCAGGUUUCUAUGAUGGGUUUUGUGCUUCUUUUGUUUGUGGCUGUGAAUUGUGAGAAUCUUCAAAACGGUGAACUAGAGUUAGCUGUAAAAAACAAGAACCCACCGUUUGAUGGAGGUUUUAGAAGUGGAGCAAGUGAUGCCAGGGGGUCAAGAGAUGCAGGACCUGGUUCUGGAGUAAAAUUUAAAAUCUAUCCCAUCAAAAUCAGUGUGAAGAACCAGCUUGAGGGGCCACGUUUUAAACCCAAGGUCAAAGCUAUUCCCAUCUCAGAGGGAGGAACCUUCUACAACAAUGAGGUUAUUGGUAGCUAUCCUGCAAUAGAUGAAGAUACUAGAAAAGUAGCUGAGAAUGUCAGGUAUGCCAAAGUCUCAGACCCUGAAAACUGGCUGACUAUUGACCCAGAGACAGCUGAGAUCAAACUCAACAAGAGACCUGAUAGGGAGUCUCCAUACCUGGUCAAUGGGACAUAUUUUGCCAAAGUUAUCUGCAUUACAGAAGACAUGUCUAGUAAAACAGCCACUGGUACCAUAGCCAUCCAGGUUGAAGAUUUGAAUGACCACUGUCCCAUCCUGACCAGUAAUACCUAUAUUAUAUGCACCAGAGAGAAUACUGUCAUUCUGAAUGCCAAUGAUGAGGACGCAUUUCCUAAUGGGCCUCCUUUUGAUUUUGAGAUCAUCCCAGAAGGCACCAAAGGACAAUGGUGAGUGGAGCAUCUCAGUGACACUGCAGCUAUUUUGCGGGCUCAGGAGUCCGUGGGGCCUGGUAUCUACACGGUGGAAUUAGUGGUAAAAGAUCAGCAGGGACAUUUCUGUCCAGAACCACAAAAAAUUACGGUUCGAAUUUGCAGCUGUGAGGAUGGAGUCAUGUGUGGAAACACUCAGCCAAUCAAAGGAGCACGAUUAGGAUCUGCAGGGAUUGGGACACUAGUACAGGGACCAUUGCUGGUGCUGCUACUUGGUUCUCUGCUGCUGAUCUCCUGUCACUGUAGACGUGCUGCAAGAGAUUUGCCCACAACAAAUACUGUCAAGGUUAAAAAUCGAGCUGAGGCUCAACAAGAGGUGGAGGAAUUGACGCUGGAAUAAGUCUGCCUGACAACUUUCUUGUACAGUGUUAAACUCAGGUCAGUAAUCUGAAGGUUCUGAGGUGACAGGCAGUAGCUAACCUUGUGAUGCUGAAUUUUUUACA
Messenger RNA from Oreochromis niloticus (Nile tilapia), 1275 nucleotides. RefSeq names its product desmoglein-2-like. Gene Ontology annotation, biological process: homophilic cell-cell adhesion. Gene Ontology annotation, molecular function: calcium ion binding. Bases 87 to 794 code for a protein of 235 amino acids. Gene Ontology annotation, cellular component: desmosome; plasma membrane. The record is from RefSeq and is a predicted model, not a curated record. NCBI's taxonomy places the organism in Eukaryota, Metazoa, Chordata, Actinopteri, Cichliformes, Cichlidae. The transcript has 6 exons.